This is a messenger RNA of Struthio camelus australis, 5805 nucleotides long. NCBI's taxonomy places the organism in Eukaryota, Metazoa, Chordata, Aves, Struthioniformes, Struthionidae. The record is from RefSeq and is a predicted model, not a curated record.
AUGAGUUAGUGUCAUGUGACAGAGCCAAAAAUGUCAGACGAUAUCAAGAAACGGUUCGAGUUUCCCAAUACACUUAUUCAAUCACAGGCGGUGGCUCAUCUGAUUGCUGCAGUACUGAAAGAAAAUGUUUCUUCAGAGAAGAUAAGACAGGCCUCUGACCAGACUCCAGCUCUCAACUUGCUCUGGGAAAAGUGCUGCAGUGAGAAUGUGGCCCUGCGAACAGCCUGCUCUGAAGGAUUGGUGGCACUUGUUGCAGAGAAACAUGCUGAUCUCAGCUAUGUUCUUCAUGGAGCUCUCAACCUAAUUCCCUCAGCCAGGAAUGUGCAUGGUUUGGUAAAAACUAUUUGGAAAUUAUUACAAAUGCAAACCCUUCACCUGGGAAAAGAUGGAGAUGAGGCUGUUUGGAAUUUGUAUGCAAUCAGGAUCACUCCUCAUCCAUUAAUCAGUGUGCUUGAAAACAGACCUGAGUGCUGGCCAGUUCUCCUGCAGCAGAUAACAGCAUUUUUCCAGCAGUGUCCAGACAGGGCACAGAGUUCAUGUGUUGGUAUAAUGGCUCCAUUUCUAAGAUACCUCUAUUGCGAACCAUCUCAGUUACGUGAAUAUGCAGAGCUGCGAAUGGGCCUACUGAAGAUCUUACUUCAGCGACGUGGUCCAAAGAACAAGGAAGCACCAUCUGUGCUGGAAUGCCAGAUUAUUCUACUUCUGUGUGAUUUUGUUCCACACCUUCAGCUUAAGGACUUGGCACAAGUUACAGAAGCCUUGUUUCUUCUGCAAGAGCUAUUCCUCAGCCUACUGCGCUAUCCUGUGUUUUGGAAAGUCCAGUUAUCCCAGUUUUGUCUGCAACUGUUAUGCUUCUGUGAAGUGUGUUUGAAUAUAACAGGGGAAUGUUCAUCUGUGAUCUCCUUAAUAGAGGACCACUUUGAGCUCCUAAAAGAGGUUUUUCCAAUGGAACAGUACAUAAUUGGUUUAGCCCUACUAUUGCUGCAAACACCAGCAAGUCAGCAGAAGCCUAUCUUGAGUCUAGCCUACAAGCUCCUUUCCUGUUCAGAAACUCAGAACAUCCCAACCACAGCCCUUGUUCUGGUGAUGCCUGUGUUACAGAUCUUAUCUUCCACAUCAGUUGGGGACUGCCUAUCAGAGGAAGAUUCUGGUACUACCAGGCAGCAGUUGGCUAUAAAUCUUUUGGAAAUGCUACAGCAGGAAGAUGUGAAGGAUAGAAAGGAAUUGAUGUCCAGCAAGCUCCUCUUUCCCAUAACCAGUGCUUACAGUUUAUUAUAUACCACCUGGAAGAUCAUGGAGCUCAUGAAAGAGAAGUCUGCAAUUACUGCCUGGUUGUCUUCAGUGAAAUCAUUGCUACCUAUUACAACUCAAGUCCCUAGUCAUGUUUUUCUUCUGCUGGCUUAUCUCCUGGUCCGAGAAAAGGGAGACAGUCUUUGUGGUGUACUCAGUGCCGUUGCAGAAGUAGCCAAGGCUGAUUGUUCUCAGGUCCCAAAUCUGAUCCCAGUUCUGAUAUUUAAAUUGGGAAGACCUCUGGAGCCUGCAUUGUACAGGGAUAUAUUGUACACGCUGCCCACACUGGGUGUACACAAGGUCUGUGUAGCUCAGAUUCUACGCGUGAUACAGAUGCUGGGGAGUACACCAAAGCUUAGAGCUAUUACUCUGCGUCUGAUGACAUCCCUAUGGGAAAGGCAGGAUCGGAUUUACCCAGAAUUGCAGAAGUUCAUGGCAGUAUCUGAUAUGCGCUCUUUGUCUCUGGACAAAGAUGCUCAGUGGGAAAAGCUGAUUGCUAAAGCUGCCUGUAUAAGAGAUAUAUGUAGGCAGAGGCCAUAUCAGCAUGGAGCAGAUAUGUUGGCUGCAAUUUCCCAGGUAUUAAAUGAAUGCACAAAACCUGAUCAAGCUUCACCUGCAGCCAUAGUAUUGCAAGGUCUUCAGGCCCUUUGUGAGGCUGAGGUUGUUUGUAUUCGCUCUACAUGGAAUGCUCUGUCACCAAAGCUGAGCUGUGAUACAAGACCCCUCAUCUUAAAAACACUUAAUGAACUGUUUGCCCUGGUUCCCUCAUUAACAGUGAAUACAAAUGAAUAUGAGAAAUUCAAAGCUCAAGUUAUCAGCUUCCUUUGGAACAACACACAAAACAAGGAUGCUGUUGUAGCAGUUUCAGCCUAUAAAUCACUCUCUUCAUUUGGCUCUGAAGAACAUACAAUUCUUCACCUUCCUGAACAGGCACGACCAGAAGUUGAUCCACUAGAGGAGAUGGACAUGAAUGAAGAAGAGGAAGAGAAGGAAGUGGAUCUCUCUGUUCCAGGCUCUUCCUAUAUCAAGCUGUUGUCUCUGACACCAGCUUCUGUUUUAGGAGCAUUUGAAGAGUUUGCAGCAUCACUUGUGAAACAGGAGAUGACCAACAUGCCCCGUGGUGUGUAUCACUCUGCCUUGAGAGGAGGGACCACACGCUCAGACCAGGGCAAGACUGUGGCAGGCAUUCCGAACUUCUUGCUGAAAAUGUAUGAAAGGAACAAACAACCAGGGAUGACACCAGGCCUUGCAGCUGGCAUGUUGUUAUGUUACGACCUUCCAGUCCAUAUAGGCAAAGAUGGCAAGCCUAUUAAUCGUUUUCUGGCCAGCAGGGGACGCAAUUUCCAGCAAAUGUUGGUAGCUCUCAUUCAUGAGGUUAACAUUCAGCCUUCUGAAUGGCACCGCUCUAUACUGCUGCCACAGUCCUGGUUAGGAUUUAUGAGUCGAACAUACAGUGCAGUCUUGCAGGGGAGACAGGCAGAGCUAGAGAUGCAGUUAAAACAUGGAAAAGAAGAUCCUGAAGAGGUGCAGUACAAACAAUUUACAGCCUGGCUCUGGGUGAGAGAUAUGUUGACCGAUGUCAUCAAAGGUGCUUCAAAAGACAGCCCAGUGGUGAAAGGAAACUCUCUCUUAGCCUUAACCGGUCUUGCGGUUGCAGUAGCCAAAUAUGAAAGCAGCCUUUCCUCAGACACUGAAGGGAUGCCUGAGACUGAACCUGAUUUUCUUCCCACAAAACAUUGGAUUUCUAUGGUCAUAGAGACCCUCUUUAGUAUUGUGAAUAGCCGCUAUAACCCUAAAGGUCGAGUCUUCCCAUGGUUCUAUCAGAAAUCCUAUUCUGGUGAAAAUACAGCCAGUGCUAUAGCUCGCUCCUGUGCAGCCACUGCUUUGUCUCUCCUGGUGCCAGUUUUCAUUGUAUCAUGCAAGGAGAAAGUUGAGGAAGUCCUGAGUAUGCUGACUGCCAGGUUACCCGGGAAACCAAAGGCUGAUGAGUCUCAAGCUGUUCAAAUCCACAUGGGCCUGGCUUUGGGAAUGUUUAUCUCACGUUUGUGUGAAGAAAAAGUCAGUGAUGUACCUGGUCAACAGAUGAACUUACUUCUAAUGAAGUCCCUGGAUGCACUGGAAGACUGCUGCUUUGACACCAGUCUGGAGUACACCACUGGAUGUAUUUUGGGAGUAGGACUUGUUCUCUCACUUAUGAGUCACAGCAGCCAAACAGAAUCACGAGUACAUGUUUCUGCUUCACUGCGAAAGCUCCGUAACUACUUGGAUGGCAGCGAGGACCAAAGCAGAUGGGUCCAGGAGGUCCUUGCCUAUUCUGUGGCCUGUUCCUGUGUCUCUGCUUUCAGUGUUGGAAUCAUAGAAGCAGCAGAGGCUGAGGAGGCCAUGAACAAGCUGCGGACUUUGGUGGAAAAUAAUCAGCAGACAUCCGGUUUUGCUUUAGCUCUAGGUACGAUUGUUCAUGGUUUGUCAGCUUGUGGUCAUGGGAAAGCUGAAGACCUGAGUAACAGGCUAAUGCCAGCCUGGAUUAAAAUUGUACUUGCAGAGGGCUCUCCAACAAUGCAGCGUCUGGCUGCUGUCAAUGGGCUAGUUGCACUGGUGGGUUCUGAAGGAGGCAUGAUACAGCUGAAAUCUGAGAGCAUUCAGUCUUCCCAGUUUCAAAGUAAACUCAAUGAAGUCAUCAGAACCCUUACCCAGAUAAUCAGUUUUUCAGGACAGAUUGGCCUUCAGACAAAUGCAGCAGGGCUUUUGGGACACCUUCAUAUGUCUUGUUUGUCUUCUACCCAGAGCAGGGCAUCUGUUCCUCCAGAUUUUAGCUACUUGCCUGAAAACAGCUUUAUCAGAGCAGCUAUUGACUUUGCCAUUGAAGGUGGAAAGAAAGGCCCAGAAUCUGUCCCAGCUCAGCUGGUGAAAGUCGCUCUGUCACCCGUUGCAUUAGUUGGAGAAAGUCACCAGUAUCCGCCUGUGAACUGGGCAUCCAUUCUUUCUCCUUUGAUGAGGCUAAACUUUGGUGAUGAGAUAAAACAUAUCUGCCUUGAAGUGGCUGUGACACAGGCUCAGUCAUCUCAAAAUGCUGCAAUGCUUUUGGGGAUGUGGGUGGCACCUCCCCUCGUCUACAGUCUCAGUGUGAAAACCCAGAAAUACCUUUUCUUGUCUCUGCCUCUCUGGAUGAAACAUGUUGCAGAAGACAAACUACAGUCUUUUACAGAAGUGUUUCUGAUGCAGCAAUUUGAAGUGAAGAACCGCACCAAAAACCCAGCAAUUUGCCAGUGUGUUUUACAGGGUCUCAGCCAGGCAAUGAAACUUCCAAACCCUGCCCAGUAUUGCUGGACCUUUCUGUGCCAGGCUGCUGAGAAAAUAUUUGAGCUUCUACCAAAUGAAAUUCAGAGAGAUGAAGUGGAUAUGUAUAUUGAUGUAGCAAAAUGUAUCUCAGAAAUGACAGAUUCAGAGAUUGAUCACAUUACCCAGAUCUCUAAGAACAAUAUAGAGAAGGCCACCUUCACCAAAGUGUAUUUAAUUUCUCAAGGCAGACUGCCUCUGAUGAACUUGAGUGCCUUAAUUGAUACUGUGGUAGGGUAUCACCAAAAAGAAUCUAUUGCAUGGAUGCUCUUGCAUGGUUUCUAUCACACUCGUAUUGUGAGCCAUGAAAACACAGGAGUGAUGAAAAGAAUGGACUGGCUGCUAGAUCUGAUGGGCUAUAUCAGAAAUGUUGUGUACAAAUCAACACCUAUACAAAAUGUGGAUCUUAAAGAGGCCAUAGACUUCCUCUUGUGGCUCUUUGCAGCUUCUGUGGUUGCCUGGGCUGACCAUGGUGCACCAUUGUUGCUUGGCCUCAGUGCCAACUGGUCACCAUGGAAGCACGAAAGCGUAUUGCCAGAAUUGUCUGAGGAUCACAUUGGCAAACAGCCCACUGCCAAGCUUGCUGUGCAAGAGACUCUGACUCUCCUUCCAAGCAGCAUUACCCUCUUGCUAGCUAAAGAGCCUUGGAAAGAGCAAACACAGAAGUUUAUUGACUGGCUUAUCAAUAUGGCGGAAAGUCCUACGGAAGUGUUAUCAGAAUCUUCCAAGGAUCUGCUGAAAGUUACACUUCUGGCCUUGAGAUCUCUCACAGAGUUCAAGAAGAAAGCAGUAUGGACUAAAGCUUAUGGGUGGUAGCUACAUGCCAUGUCUUACCCAGUGAAGAAAACUGUUCAUACUUGAGAGCGAAAUCUACAUAGUACUACUAUUCAGGCAUCAAGACGACCAGUUUCAAAGAUUUUUGCCCGCUAGAAAGUUCUUGAUUCUCUUUUUUGUUAUUCUCACCCUUCCUCCCAAAGAUUCAUAAUGAGAAAAAUCGUCUGCUUUUCACUGGUAGGGCAAUUUCCUCUUACAAACUAUCUUACAUUUGGGCUGUGCUGAGUCUAAAUGAAAAAUAUACAUUUCGGAGUUAUUUCAGUGACACAGCUGGAGGGGAAUGUUCCUUUAACCCAUGGAAACUUUGUAGGAACAGAUGCAAAAAAUAAAAUCUUGUAAAAAUUG